Sphenostylis stenocarpa is the source of this 1047-nucleotide messenger RNA. NCBI's taxonomy places the organism in Eukaryota, Viridiplantae, Streptophyta, Magnoliopsida, Fabales, Fabaceae. The record is from the annotation of a GenBank genome assembly.
AUGGGAUUGGUAACCACCACCGUUCCCAUGAACGUUGUUCCUCAAUUUGGGUCGCUCCGAACAUCCAUUCGGGUCGGAAACUCCUCAGGCUUGAGCUUCCCUCAAUCACGGUCACAGAAGAGGAAUAAGAGCUUUGUUUGCUUCGCUGUGGAUGACGACCUCAGACCGAAGCAACAUGACUUGAGUACUACAGCUACUGGGUUGGGCUCCGCCCUUGAAGAAAGACCCGAAAACACAGAUCUUUUUGAGAGUAAAUCGGAAGAAAUGCAAGGAAAUUUUGAGCAAGAUGGUGGACGAGGUGCUAUAUAUGAUUUUCUUUAUCCUAGUAAAGAGCUUCUUCCUGAUGAUAAAGAAAUGAGUAUAUUUGAUCAUCUUGAAGAGCUGCGGCAGAGAAUCUUUGUAUCAGUUUUAGCAGUUGGAGCUAGCAUUUUAGGAUGCUUCGCAUUUUCAAAAGAACUGAUAAUGGUUCUGGAAGCUCCUGUUAAAUCACAGGGUGUAAGAUUUCUCCAGCUGGCUCCUGGUGAAUUUUUCUUUACAACUUUAAAGGUGUCUGGAUACUGUGGCCUUCUCUUGGGAAGUCCCAUCAUCCUCUAUGAAAUCAUAGCCUUUAUACUUCCAGGACUUACAAAAGCCGAAAGAAGAUUUCUUGGGCCAAUUGUUUUAGGCUCAUCAGUUCUUUUCUAUGCCGGAAUAACUUUCUCCUACUUGGUUCUGACACCUGCAGCACUAAAUUUCUUUGUUAACUACGCCGAAGGUGUUGUUGAAUCAUUAUGGUCCAUUGAUCAAUACUUUGAAUUUGUUCUUGUGCUGAUGUUCAGUACAGGUUUAUCUUUCCAGGUACCUGUCAUACAAUUGCUAUUGGGACAACUUGGACUGGUGUCCGGAGACCAGAUGCUAUCAAUUUGGAGGUAUGUUGUGGUUGGUGCAGUAGUGGCAGCUGCCAUAGUUACGCCAUCCACUGAUCCUCUCACUCAAAUUCUUCUAGCAGCACCUUUAUUGGGUCUUUACUUAGGUGGCGCAUGGAUGGUCAAGCUUAUUGGACGGUGA